This is a messenger RNA of Tribolium madens (black flour beetle), 1183 nucleotides long. RefSeq lists its product as uncharacterized. The transcript is spliced from 2 exons. The record is from RefSeq and is a predicted model, not a curated record. NCBI's taxonomy places the organism in Eukaryota, Metazoa, Arthropoda, Insecta, Coleoptera, Tenebrionidae. Bases 441 to 1067 code for a protein of 208 amino acids.
UUGUUUUAAUCUUUCAAAUGUCAUUCCAGACGAAUUUUUUCAAAAUAUUUUUCAAGGUUUACAUUGAAAUGGGUAGAAGCCAGAUUUCCUAAGAUUUCGUAUUUUUGAAACCACAUUUUAAAAGUUCUCGUCCAUUUUGCAUAGUUUGUUCCUUCGUCUAAAAAAACCCUUCCAAAUUUCAUAUCAAAAGUGACGUCUCUCAUUUGUCCCAACCACAACAAAUUGCAUUAAAAACAGCAUUUUAUGAGUAAUCCCCUCGUUGUUGUUUAAUUUUUACUAGGAAUUAGGAGGAAAUGAAGAAAAAUCGUGGUCGCACAUAUAAACAAUAGCGAUAAAAAUUCAAAGCGUACGAAGAAACUUUCAGUCGCUGAUAAGUUCUUGCAGUGUUAAGUCGAGAGCUAAGUGUUUUUCCUUCGCAAAAUAAUACGACUUCAAAGACGAUGGAAUUCACAUUUCCCACUAAAAGUGCAACAACGGCUAUUAAAAGUGUCGGAUCGACACUUCAAGUCACAGACGGCGAAAACAUGCUUAAAAUAGGGCAGAGUUUUACCCCUCCUGCUACUAGCGACUUAACCAACAGUGCCAUUUCGGAAACGAUUAAUACUAUUACCGAAAUUACCAACAGCACAGAGGCUUCUACCACUUCUGAGUUUCUUGGAAAUUUCACCACUACCGUUAAUACACUGGUAACCGAAGUGUCCAGCAGUACUAGAGAAACCUCUACAAUCCCUGACACUUUUGAAAACAACACUAAUUCAAUAAUCACCGAAAUAACAAACAAUGCUACAACAAUCACAGAAGUGGAAAGAAGUUCUCUUACUACUACCCCAUUUAACGUAUUUUCUUCAAGUACGGAUAUGUCGAACGCAACAAAUUACGAAGAUUAUGAAGUUGAAGGAAAAACUUUGUACGCCGUUUUGGGCGUGAUUAUUGUCAGUUUGCUUUUAAUAUUGAUUAUUCUGAUUAUCAUUUAUAAAAGAUAUAAAGCUAGGCGUUCAGGAUCGCUUGAUUGUGCAACUGAUUUGAGUCAAGUUACCAUUUCAAGCGGAAGAAUGAAAUCCUAUUAAUUACAUUUUGUUUGAUAUUUGUUAUGCUUUACUAUAAUUAUUAUAUUUUUGUUAUUUGCUUAAGUAAACUUAUGUGUUGUAAAAUCGUUAUUGCUAUAAAAUACAGUUUUGAAUAA